AUGGCGCCAGACCUCGGCCGCUCGCACACGCCCGCCCCGCUUGCAGCCGCCGCGCACACACAUACACCCGGAGCCGCUGACGGAGCCUACGCGGGGCUCGCCGGCUUCUCCGACCCGCCGCCCCAGCAGCGGCAGCAGCACAAAGGACAGCAGCCGGAGGAAGAGGAGGAGAUGUCGCGGGUGCUGGUAAUCGCCGCCUGGUGCUUUCUGCAAGUGGAGAGCCGGCAUCCUGAAAUCAUCACGAGUAACAGCAACCACGGCAAUUUCCUGGACAACGACAAGUGGCUGAGCACCGUUUCGCAGUAUGAUAAAGACAAGUACUGGAACAAAUUCAGGGAUGAUGAUUAUUUCAGAAACUGGAAUCCAAACAAGCCUUUUGAUCAAGCCCUUGAUCCAUCCAAGGAUCCAUGUUUGAAGGUGAAGUGCAGCCCACACAAAGUGUGUGUCACCCAUGACUAUGAAACCGCUAUUUGUGUCAGCCGCAAGCAGCUGGUGCACAGCAUUCGACAAAAGAAAGGAACCUUGGCUCAGAAGCACUGGACUGGACCAGCCAGCAUAGUGAAAUGCAAGCCUUGCCCCAUGGCACAUGCCAGUGCUGUCUGCGGGUCUGAUGGACAUACUUACACCAGCAAGUGCAAGCUGGAGUUUCACGCCUGCACUUCUGGCAAAGCCAUCACAGCGCGAUGCGAAGGGCCCUGUCCCUGCAGUCCAGGACCUGAAAGUUCAAAACACAAGAUGGAGAAGACUGCCUGCACAGACAAAGAACUGCGGAAUCUCGCCUCGCGGCUAAAGGAUUGGUUUGGGGCUCUUCAUGAGGAUGCCAAUCGUGUCAUCAAGCCAACGAGCUCGGAGACAGCACAAGGCAGAUUUGACACCAGCAUACUACCAAUCUGCAAGGAUUCCUUGGGCUGGAUGUUCAACAAGCUUGACAUGAACUACGACCUGCUGCUGGACCCCUCGGAGAUCAGUGCCAUCUACCUGGAUAAGUACGAGCCGUGCGUCAAGCCCCUCUUCAACUCCUGCGACUCCUUCAAAGACGGAAAGCUUUCCAACAACGAGUGGUGCUACUGCUUCCAGAAGCCAGGAGGUCUUCCUUGCCAGAAUGAAAUGAAUAGAAUUCAAAAGCUAAGUAGAGGGAAGAGUCUGUUGGGUGCUUUCAUCCCCCGGUGCAAUGAAGAAGGUUAUUACAAAGCCACUCAGUGCCAUGGCAGCACGGGGCAGUGCUGGUGUGUGGAUAAGUAUGGCAAUGAGAUAGCUGGCUCCAGAAAGCAAGGGACAGUUAGCUGUGAAGAAGAGCAAGAAACCUCAGGGGAUUUUGGCAGUGGUGGAUCUGUUGUGUUGUUGGAUGACUUGGAAGACGAACCUGAAACAGCAAAAAGAGAUGAAGAAGGGAAGCUGAAGGUUCAUGUAAGAGCAGCUAAUGAAGAUGAUGAAGAUGAAGAUGAUGAUAAGGAUGAUGAAAUUGGUUAUAUAUGGUAGUGCCCAUAAGAAUGAGGACUCAUGUUUUGCACAAUGUUGCAAGUCACAUCAUAUCUCUGCAAUUGUAUCUGAGAGUACCUGGCACAAAUAUUCCCUCUCUACUGAGUUUAAUUUUGUAUAGUCUAUUUCAUUUGGAAGAGAACUUUUUUUUUCCAGCAAGGACUGUUUGGAAUACAGCUUUUGUUCUGUUGGCUUGGGGGAUUUGCUUUCUAUCCACAGGGGCAAUGAGUUUUGUUUCCAAAGCAUUUCAUGUCUCAAUCCUCACUCGCACAGCUCAUGAAAUAGAUCCUGUGAAAGAAGAAUCACAGAAGGGGCUCAAGAUACCAACACAAGGCUUAGAAGCCCUUCUCGUGCUAGAGAAUGUGUGUCAUAAAUUGUUACCUGCAUCAUAUCAGAAACAGUUCUUUUUCUUUCAUGAAGAAGGAAAAGUAGGUGCCUCAUUUUCUAGUCCAUAUUUAUUAUGUUCCACUUAAGUCUCUUUGGAUAGUGACUUCUGGCUGCCCAGCACCAGGGCUUUAAUCCAGAAAGAAACCCACUGGUGGGAUUUUCUCUUCCUUACAUUCUCUGAGUCCUACAGGCUUACUCCAGCCUACUCUGAAGGCAAAGCUCCCACCAGAGCAUGGAUCAGCUGACUGACACUCUUUGAUUGAGGAACAUGGCCUUGAUCUUAAGAGAUGCUCAGACCCUGCAGCUAUGGUGGACCCUACAGGCAGGGAACAGAGUCCAUCUGCCUUUUAAAGUGUUUAAGGAAAGAGUGGUUUAUGAAUUUGUAGCAUCAAAACCAUCUCCACAGCUGCUCCUCAGCUGCUGUCUGAACUCAUUGACACUGCAUUAACAUCAUGCCAACAGCCUCUGCUUCCUGCUCACACACUAUGGAUCUGCCUGGUCUUCAUGUACUCUCAGCAAUCCCUCAUUCCAAGGUUAGAAAGCUGUCAAAGACACCAGACAUCAAAAGUAAUAAGCUGCCAUUUCUUUAAUUUAAACAGUUGAUACUUAUUUGGCCUGGUGGAACAGAAAAGGCAGCUUUGGGUGGUCAUGCUUCAGAAGCCAAACCCCUUGGCUCAGCGUGACAAGCUCAUAAUACCCACCCAGGAAUUACAAUGCAAUCUGUGCCACCCUCAGCAUCUCCCCUCUGUUCACAGCUCUUCGCUUGUGUCACAGCAUGUUGACAUCCACUUGUUUGCUGUCUCCUUUCCCACUGCAGCUCUCUGAUGCAGUAAUGUACUGUGUGACCUUUCAUUAUUUUUUGCUGCUCUCAGAAACAGUAAAAGGCACCUUAGCCCCCUUACCUCUUGCAUUAGGAUGUAGGUACAAGGAUUUUAGCAGUGCCUGGGAGUUAAUCUGUGGACUGAAAAAUGUGCUUAUUACAGAGAAAACUAAUUAGAUUUGUGGGUUUAUUUCCUGUGAGCUGGCAUUUGGUAUAGAGGUGAGGAGAGUAUGGUGUCAAAACAUGUCUAGCUUCAUAUGCUUGAAAGCAGAAACACACCACUCUGGUUGGCAGAAGUCAGUAUUUUUAGGGACACUAGUCUAAGAGCUGUGGUCCUCAGCCCACUCCAAAGUAAGUCAACUGCAGGUCUUUUCAGCCCUUUUCCCCCACAAUGAAGGACCUCUGCUUCCAGAUAUGAUCAGAAGAUCAGUAGAGAAGAGGAACACCUUUCACACACUGUGUUGCAGGGGCUCAGUUCUUUCCUCCUUUUUAUUUCCUAUUUAUCUGAAUGGGCUGAGAACAAAGAGCAAGCCUGCUGGUAUUAAUGCAGCAGGAUGUGUAAAAUCAUGAGAAAUUUGUGUUGUUUCGUGUCCCCUCAUCCUCCCCACACUCUGCCAUCACAGUCAUUUGCAAAAGACCUGAGAACCAACCUGCUUCUCAACCCUUUGAGUUUCCUGGAGCUUUUGAGAAUUUAUUUCUAAGUCAUUGUCCAUGAGCUGCACAGCUCUCGCUUGCUCUCUUUCUCUCUCUCACACACACACAUUUUGCCUACUUACCUUUCAUGGGAAAUGUUGCUGACUUGCCAGAGGAACAGCUACCAGCAGCAUUUCUCUUUCCCUGAGUAGUAUGAGUUCCUGAGAAGCAGUUGGACACCAUCAGUAGCCUGCAUCUCAGGCAUUGUGACUGGUUUCCUUCUGGAAGUUCAUUAAUUAAACCCCUAGUCUCUGGUUCUAGCUCUGCUGUCCUGUGUGGGACCUGCCUAGGGCACAGAGUUCACUCUGGCAUUAACCUGAGCUCCACAAUCAGGAGAGUUAUGCUUCUCCUCCU
This is a messenger RNA of Dryobates pubescens (Downy woodpecker), 3733 nucleotides long. RefSeq names its product SPARC (osteonectin), cwcv and kazal like domains proteoglycan 1 (gene SPOCK1). Gene Ontology annotation, molecular function: protein binding; calcium ion binding. Lineage: Eukaryota; Metazoa; Chordata; Aves; Piciformes; Picidae. The transcript has 11 exons. The record is from RefSeq and is a predicted model, not a curated record. Bases 1 to 1479 code for a protein of 492 amino acids.